Stylophora pistillata is the source of this 1287-nucleotide messenger RNA. RefSeq lists its product as uncharacterized. The record is from RefSeq and is a predicted model, not a curated record. Lineage: Eukaryota; Metazoa; Cnidaria; Anthozoa; Scleractinia; Pocilloporidae.
GUCAGCGUUUUUGCUCAUUAUUACCGCGCUUCGGGAGACCGGCGGAAAGCAGUGCACCUAUACAGAAGACAGAAUGAGGCAACGGAAGUCUGAAAACAGAUGUGGGAAUAAAGUAGAGUCAAACCCUUCAACUAAAAAAGAAGAAUCAAAGAAUGAGACAAGUGGAAGCUGGUGGGGUUUGCUCAAGUAUUCCUUACUGCUGUUAGUUCCUGGUUUUCUCAAUCACGCAGCACUUUAUCGUGAGGAUGCAGCACUUAGACCACAAGGGGAACUCUAUGACAUUGGUUGGAAACAAAAACUGUUUAUGGGUUGUUUAGGGCGUGGUCCACCCACUGUUAUUCUAGAUGCACCAACAGGCAAAUCAUCAGAUGUCUGGGCCUUGAUUACUCCUCAUAUCGCCAAGGUGGCUAAAGUUUGUGUUUAUGACAGAGCAGGCCUUGGCUUUAGUCAAAGACCUUUGGUGAAUUGGUCUGAGCCAGAACAGGCCAAACGAGGCAAGCUUUCAACGAGUGAGAGAAUGGUGGAAGAUUUUCAGCGACUUUUCACUCUAAGUUCUGAUCAACCACAACCCUUUAUACUAGUUGGAGCUGAGUUGGGUGCUGUAAAUGCAAGAUUUUAUACUCAGAUGUUCGAGAACAAUGUUGCAAGCCUAGUAUUAAUUAAUCCCCUUGAGGAGGGAAUGUUUGGGGAUGAUUGGACGAAGGUGUGGUUUGAACAAUAUGUGUCUUCUCAACAAGUUUUACAGUUUUCUGCUGCUACAGGAAUCACAAGAUUAGCUCUAAUCCUUGGUUUGAUGAAAGUUCCAUUGCAACAUAAACUAUUGCCAGAAAACGUAACAAUGCGUCAAAAGUAUCUUCUAUGUAAACCAGGUCAUCUAAGUUCAGGAGUUGAUGAGUUUUUCUUUGCAAAUGAAAGCUUAGCACAGAUAAGAAUGGUGCGGAAAAUAAAACCAUUUCCGCAGUCAGUGGAUGUGUCUAUCAUCAGCAGUGCUGUGUAGGAUGACAGAUUGGAAGGGAACUUACAUAAGGUUUGGUCCACAGCACAAGAUCAGAUAUCAAAUGUUUUACAUCCAGGAAGUGAAAAAAUUCGUCUUUCAGGAAGUGCUCAAUCUGCACUUUUACAACAUUCUGAAGUUGUUGUGAAAGUUAUUACAAAACAUGUUCGUAAAUGGAGGCAAAAACAGCACAAACCAAAAAGCUCCUGAUACAUCACCUCAAAUUUACUUCAAGACUGUUUUAGACUGAAUUUUUAGUGUAAUUGCAUCGAAUAAAAAGUUAGUGAACUCUG